AUGAUGGAUAUGUGUAUUUUACAAGAAUUUGGAAAUCUGCGUGUUGCUGAUGGUCACUCGAACCAUCACCGAAGUGCCUUUCUGUCUUUUCGGGAGUGUUACGGUGAGGGGAUUUUUUGCGGUUCACAUGUCGGUGUGCAUCACGAAGCAGCGAGAGCCCUGUAUCCAGGCACUGUGUACGUCCGGGACAACAGCCUUGCUGCGAUCUCGAACAACUGUCAUCCUGGGAUUGCGCUGGAUCAGGCUGCUGCGGAGCACAUCCAGGAUCUGCUCAUACGACUCUUCUUUGGGUUGCUGGAGUCUCGGCCGCAGAGCAUUGAGGAUACGGAGAGGAGCAUGCACACAACGUUGCCGGCCAGCAUGUUCCACUGGUGGACUGGGAAUUAUGUGAAGAAUAUACGCAAAUGUAAUCCAUCAAUUGGUCUGCAAAAUCUGAAGAUCGCGCUGAGUGCCGAUACAAGUCUGAUGGAACUUACGGAGAUGUUGUACAAUGAAGAGGAGGCAUCCACGGCCGGAAUUCUAAAUGAUAAUGUCGAAGAUAUUGUGCACGAGAUGACCUAUGAUAAGGCAUCACGUGAUUUUAAACACGAGGAGGAGCAGUAUCUGCGUGAGCUCAGUCUCAUUGUCCAUGUUUUUCGACGCCGUUUUGAAACCGUUCUUCAGGGCUCUGAUAAGCACUAUCUGGACGAGAUGUUUGCAAACGUGCUGGAACUGCAUGAAUUAACGGUGAAAGUGCAGCGGAUGCUGGAAGAUGCAAUUGAGAUGUCCGAUACGCCCUGUGUUGGCUCAGGCCUGUGGGAGCUCGCCGAAGCGCAGGAAUUCGAUGUUUAUAUCACAUACAUGAAUUUGUUCAAAGGUUCCUUGACGGCUGUGACGCAAAAAGUGUUAAACGACAGUAAAUACAAACCUUUUUUUCAGGGUUUGGGAUUACUCUCCACCGAUGACGAGGUAGCUGCAGGUUUUUUUGCAGUUGCAUGCAGCAAAUGUCCGUUUUUUCAGCUGGAGGAUCGUACUCACAGUGUCACUCCUGGCGGCAAGACUUUUCGACUGGCCGUUAAAUAUGUUCUUCCAUCUCUUAUGACAAUUCCUGUUGUGCAUUUCUUUCGAUAUGUUGAAAUGACAAAUAUUUUAUGUCAUUUGGCGCGACCAUCAGAAGAAAUUGAAGAUUUGAAAAGCGCAAAAAGUUACUUCUGUGGUCUUGCUGCGAAGAUUGAGUCUUUGUGCCCACUUUUUCUCAUCACUCGUUUAAAAACGGAGCAAAGCGUACGGGCUCUGCCAGAGUCGAAUCGUUCACGUCAGCUACGGAGGAUUCAGGAGAUUCAGCGUAGCAUUGAAGCUUGGGAUGGCAAAGAGAUUGGAUACACUUGUGCUGAGGUUGUACGAGAGGGUGAUUUGUCGCUGUUACGAACAGGACCAAUGUCACCUGCUGAUACGCUGAAGAAAAGUCGCGGUGUGGCAGUGCGUCACACGUUCCUUUUCGAUCAUCUCUUGGUGUUGUGCAAAACAUUGCGUCCAUCGAAGUCGGAAAGGCCUGUGUAUAAAUUCAAGGACAAAAUACUAAUACGGAAAACGGACAUAUUCGAUUUGAAGGAUACCGAAGAGCUUCAGAAUGCAUUUAAAAUCAUUUCGCGGCCAAUAUGCCAUGAAAGAGGGGAAAACGUUUCGUGGGUACUAUUCUGUCAAACGCCGGAAGAGAAGAUCAGCUGGAUGAGCGAUUUGGUUAGAAUCCAGACAAAAAGUUCACUGGAUCGCAUGUUGGACGCUUCAUUGAAAGAAGAGGAAAAACUGUUUCCACUCAUUCUGCCUACACCCGAGCAGUACAGUGGCGGUGAGUCGCUGCACUUCAGGUUCGCUGAUCAGGAUUGCGAUGAAAACAUUGUGUUUGAAGAUUACACAUCUAGCGCAGGCAUCCCAGUUGUUAAGCACGGCACUGUUUUGAAACUUGUCGAGCGUCUCACCUAUCACUUGUACACAGAUAAUAACUUUGUUCGCACAUUCCUCACCACCUAUCGCUCAUUUUGCACCGCCCCGGAGCUUUUGGAGCUGCUUAUCGAGCGAUUUCGAGUGCCAACGCCAAUUGAGCUCCAAGUUAUAGAAGAUUCAAAUUGCUUGGCAAGUAUGCAGACACGCGAAUUAUUGGAUGGGCGAUAUGCUUUAUCUCGGGAGCUGUUUGACAAAACUGCACGGAGUUAUCAGCGAUUUCGCAAGGAGUAUCAGCGACCAAUUCAGUGCAGGGUGCUAAGUGUGAUACGGCAGUGGGUCAUUAAGCAUUGGUACGACUUUGAAAACGACUCGGUUCUGCUGGAUCAUUUGUGCGCGUUCCUGGACGAAACUGAUUCCCAUGGCAAAGUUAUUAAUCAGUACAAGAAGUGGUGCAAAAGCAUUAAAACAUGUAUUGAAAGAAAGAAGCGAGCGGACGCAAUGGCUUCCUCUAUUCAGCAGAGUGGAUCGGGAAGCGAGCCUACGUCUCCCCUCACACCGAGCUGCUAUGGUCCACAGAAACCAAAGAUACUCUGGCAUACAGCGGAGAAGGGUGCUGUUGAAACGUAUGAUCUUUUGACGCUUCAUCCGAUCGAGAUCGGCCGGCAGGUUACGUUGCUACAGUUCGAUCUGUACAGAGCUAUCAAACCAAUCGAAUUGGUUGGUUCUGCGUGGACAAAGCGUGAUAAAGACCGUCGAAGUCCACAACUGCUGAAGCUCAUUGAUCACAGCACCAUGUUGACUUAUUGGGUUGCGCGUGCCAUUGUGGAAACCCCUUCGCUGGAGGAACGCGUGUAUAUGUUUUCUCGAGUACUGGACGUGAUGGCUGUAUUUGAAGAACUGAACAAUUUUACUGGGCUUGUCGCUCUCUACUCUGCUUUAAAUAGCAGUUCGGUUUAUCGACUUAAAGCUUGCUGGGAGCGAAUGGAUCGCGAGAAGCAAACGUCAUACGAGAAAUUCAAGAAGCUCUGCAACCCUCACUGGAAGGAAAUGAUUGAGCGUCUGAAAAGCAUCAACCCUCCAUGCGUCCCAUUUUUUGGCAAGUUUUUCUUCUGUCUAACCGGUAUUGCUUUUCAUGGUUCAAAUGGUCAUUAUCUUUCAAAAAUCUUUUUCUACGAAGAAGGAAACAGUACAUUUGUGCAAAGCGAAGAAGACCUGGCUCAUGAUCAGCUCAAUGGAAGUGAGGGUAAUGCAUCAAUUGUGGGUGUGGCAAGCCGCAAAGUGAUGGUAUCGUUCGUGAAAUGUCGUCGAAUUGCGGCAAUUAUCAGUGAUAUUCAGAUGUAUCAGAAUCAGCCGUACGCUUUGGAAGUGGAGCCAAGCAUAAGGGUAAGUGUUCAAUGA
Gongylonema pulchrum is the source of this 3321-nucleotide messenger RNA. Lineage: Eukaryota; Metazoa; Nematoda; Chromadorea; Rhabditida; Gongylonematidae. The record is from the annotation of a GenBank genome assembly.